UAUAUGUAGUAUGUAAACUUCUAGUAAUUGUUGUCGGAUGAUUUCGGGGGACCAUUAUAUGGUAGUCUCCCCAGGCCCCGUGUCCCUCUAGUCGCUAUGGUGUCUUGUUGAUCAUCAACUUCGGCAAGAAGUCUCAAGCUUUUUCUAAAUUGUUUGCCAUGAAAACACCGUAAAGCGCCAUUGUUUUAUUGGAAAGGUCGCAACUUGUACUAACAUGUGAUUCAGUUAAGAAAAUUAAGCUUGUUAACGUAAAUCCAAGAAGAAAGCUGAUUGGAAUCGCCGGGCAACCAUAACAUUUUGAACGGUGUCAAGAGAAUUUCGCCGCCAAAAUGAGUGAACAACUCAAAUAUAUCGUGGAUGAGCUUAAUAAAGAGCCGUUCAAGAAAAACUUCAACCUUAUCAGUUUCGACUCCCUUCAGCCACUUCAACUCCUACAAGUGAUGAAUGAUGUUUUUGCUGUCAUCGAUCAACAGCACAAGAUAGACCUACGUGAUGAAGAACCAGAGGCUACUGCCAUGCGCAUGUUUACCUUUUUGCGAGUGCUCAAGUAUAAACCCAAGACAGAGUCAGGCAGUCUUAAUGCAUUUCGGCAAGGCCUUAUCCAGGGAGACAAGCCUGUCAUUUAUCCCAUCCUUCAGUGGUUGUUUGAGCGUCUGCCAGACCUGCGCAAGCGUGCCUACCUGGCUAGAUACUUGGUGCACAUGAAUAUUCCUGCUGAACUCUUGCUAGAUCAGGAACUUGCAGAUGCCAAUGAGGCUUAUGUUGGUAAGAUAGAGGAAUUCAAGGAAGUCCACAAGGCAGUGGAGCAGUUACGCACCUCUGGAUUUUCCACUGGAGAAAUUAAAAAGGAUAUUGCGAACAUGGAAGAGGAGCAUGAACAAUUGAAGAAAAGAAUUGAUAGGAUGCAAAAGAAGGUGGAGAGUGUGCGCAAUUAUGAGCAGAUGCUUCUUGCAGCAAGAAAUCUUCGUGUUGAGAGGGAGAAGGAACAAUCCCUGGCUCAGCAAAAACUGGAGCAGAAAAAUCAGUUACUUCAUGCAGACCAGAGGUUCCAGCGGAUGAACCAACAACUGAAGGAUCUCAGAGCACAAGGCAUUGGAACCACAGGGGCAGAUUUAAUCAGAAGACUUGAAGAAGAAAACAAAGUCAAUAUGUAUCUCUGUCAAGAUAAACUGCCUAAGGAGAUUGAGAGCAAGCAGAAGUAUGUGCAGGACUUGCAGAAAGUUGCUAAUGAGCCGGCCAUGGGUCACUCAGACCUUGAUGAGCUCAACCUGAAGAUCAAAUCUGUUUCCUCCGAGAUCAAUUCUCUUAUUGAGAAACGAAUGGUGCGAAAUGAUCCUAUUGAUGACAAGCUUUCACUCUUCAGACAGCAGGCCUCCAUCAUUGCGCGUAAGAAGGAUGCAGCUGCUGAGAAAUUCAAAGAAGCCAUGGACGAGCUGGCGAGUGUUGAACAGGAGCUGCAGAAGAAAAAGGAUCUUUUAAAGGAGAGUGAAGGUGCCGAGGUGCUAAAAGGAGAUGAGUUCAAGAGAUAUGUAAAUAAACUUCGUGGCAAGAGUACGGUGUACAAGAAAAAAAGACAGGAGCUUGCUGAGCUAAGGGCUGAGUAUGGAGUUCUCUCAAGAAGUGUAGAAAUUCUGAAAACGAAAGAUGAGAACCUGAACCAGCAGUUGGCUGGGAUUGAGGCUAAGCAGGGAGUCACGGGAUAUCACGAGACCCAGGAAGAGCUAGAGAAGGUCUCCACAGUUAAGAGCGAGCUAGAUGAGCAAAAAGGCAAAACUCUAGAAGAGAUCUCUCAGCUCGUGGCGACCAUGAACGCUACUAUUGCCGAGAAGAAGAGUGCACUGGCCCCAGUUAUCAAGGAGCUCAGGCCCAUGAGGCAGAAAUGUCAGGAGCUGAGCGAGGAUUACGAAGAGAAAAAAGCCCAAUAUGAGAACCUCGCCACCGGACUGGACAGCAACCUGUCCAAGCUCGACCAGGAGGUCCGUGGAUUGAGAGAGGAGAUCUCACAAGAAGAGAGCCGCUACCAUUACUUGCAUGCCAUGAUGAAGGUCUUGGAGAUUCAGCAGAAGCGUAUUGAUGAUGAGAUGAAGGCGUAUACUGCCCAGGACCAGGCGGACCGCAAGAAGUCUUGGAGAGAGCAGUAUACAAGGAAGAUACAGGAGCAAGAAAAUCUCGGCAAGGUACGAGGAGCCUUCGCGAGAAGCAGAAAGCCGUCCGAGAGAGUCAUGGGCCUAACAUGAAGCAGAUGAAGAUGUGGACGGACUUGACAAGGCUUCUGGAAUGCAAGCGUAAUUGCUUGCAGAAGGACUCGCAAGGAGAAGCAGAAGCCACGGCCACCUCUCAGGAGGGCGAGAAUAUGCUUGUUCUGUAAAUCCUCUAAUACAUGAUGUAUUAUUUAAACGGGGCGAAGGAUUUUUUACUAUGAAUUCACUACCCUUUAUCUAAGUCAAACAAAUCUUCAUUUCACAAAGUCAGCACUAUGUAUAGGUCUAUAAAUCCAUAGUGUGAGCUAUCCAGUCUUACAUAGAUCUGCCUCGGAUCAUCUUAUGCCCACUGAGACUGUGACAUCUCGAGCACUGCAGCUCUUAUUUAUCCAGACUUGCAACGCAUGCAUAGAUGCAAACAAACUUGACUUUUGAAUUCUUGGUGUUGAAAAUUAAAAGAACUUUUACAGUGGGUGUACACUGA
Messenger RNA from Nematostella vectensis (starlet sea anemone), 2685 nucleotides. RefSeq names its product intraflagellar transport protein 81 homolog. Gene Ontology annotation, cellular component: cilium; centrosome; intraciliary transport particle B. Gene Ontology annotation, biological process: cilium assembly; intraciliary transport. The transcript has 21 exons. Bases 330 to 2237 code for a protein of 635 amino acids. Lineage: Eukaryota; Metazoa; Cnidaria; Anthozoa; Actiniaria; Edwardsiidae. The record is from RefSeq and is a predicted model, not a curated record. Gene Ontology annotation, molecular function: tubulin binding.